UCCCCCCUUUUUUCUAGUGUGACAGCUGUUUCUGUAGAAUGAGGGAGAGGGAGGGAGAUACUACUUCCGGGUCACACAGAAGAAAAUAAACAGCUAGUUAGUUUAGAGCUAAUGCUGCUGUUCUGGAAAUGAAUAUGACCCAGACGGUAGCGACGCGAUAAGGCACGUUUUCUCACUUGAACCGGUCGUCUGAAGCUUCUGCCUGAGCUCAUAUAUCCACUGAGAAACAUGACAGAGCCACACAACCCAGGGAUGUCCUCUCUCCCUCAGACAGCCCCUGUGCACACUGACUCCACCUCUCCAGCUGUAGAGAUGGACCCAGUGGAGUACACCCUUAGGAAGCGCCUCCCCCGGAAACUCCCAAAGAGACGGAACGACGUCUACGUCAACAUGAAGACUGAUUUCCGUGCUCAGCUGGCACGCUGCCAGAAGCUGCUGGAAGGUGGGGGUCACAGGGAGAUCUGUGUCCACGGCCUGGGACUGGCCAUCAACAGGGCUAUUAACAUCGCCCUCCAGCUGCAGGCCAGCAGCCAGGGGGCGCUGCAGCUGGCUGCCAAUACCUCCACAGUGGAGCUGGUGGACGACCUGGAGCCUGAAGAUCCUGAUGAGGCUGGGGAGCCCAUGACACGUACACGCAACAACUCAGCCAUUCAUAUCAAGGUUUUCUACCCUGACCCUCAGUGACCUGUAGAGAAGUGUGUCAGGCAGAGGUUCUCCAGGAGUCUUUUUGGUUCCAUCAUAAGCCAGUAGACAGGUAAAACAUUGUUGUCUGGUGGGACAGUGUGUGUGGAGAUCUAUUAUGACAGCAAAGGACUGAAAAGUGGAGCAGACAACAUACAGUGUAUUGACUCAUCAGUAAACCAUGUUGGAAUACUCAAAUUGGGACAACCUUAGCUGACUAAAUGUAUUAAGAUAGUGUUGUUCACUUUGCAUGUGUUGAGUGGUGUUUGCCAGGUGAAACCUCAGUAUAAUUUAUUUUUAGAAAUGGCUGUGCCAAGUUGAAUGUACAAGUGUCUUUGAUUUAAAGGCCCAGCUAAGGGUCUUUGCAAGUGUUGACAUUUUUAUGUCUUGUGUUUUUAAAGAUACAAAUACUAAGAAAAACUGAGGAAUCCUUUGUUUACGUUUCAAGCAGGUGUUGUUGUAGUAAAUGUCCACUAGAUGUCAGUAGUCUAUUUAAAUUUGGUUUCAGAUUGAGUUGCUGGCGUUCAUGUUCAAGAUGAAUAUGUGGUAGACAGUAUUGAGGAAGUCUGUUUGAUUUCUUGAGAAAAAAUAAAUAAAUAUAAUUGACUGUAAUGUAUCUUUAACUCCACUUAUAUUAAUUCCUACAUCAUGGGCAAUAAAAUUGGAUCAAAUUGA
Centropristis striata (black sea bass) is the source of this 1356-nucleotide messenger RNA. It is a transcript of the gene pop7, whose product is annotated as POP7 homolog, ribonuclease P/MRP subunit. Bases 229 to 684 code for a protein of 151 amino acids. Gene Ontology annotation, cellular component: ribonuclease MRP complex; nucleolar ribonuclease P complex; nucleus. Gene Ontology annotation, biological process: tRNA 5'-leader removal. The transcript has 2 exons. The record is from RefSeq and is a predicted model, not a curated record. Lineage: Eukaryota; Metazoa; Chordata; Actinopteri; Perciformes; Serranidae. Gene Ontology annotation, molecular function: nucleic acid binding.